AUGGAUUUUGCAAACAAAGGUAAUUUAAGAGAAAAUUUAGCAAGAAUAAUCAAAUUUACUUGGAAACAAAAAUUAUAUAUGUUGUAUGAAAUUAUUACUGGACUUAAGGAUAUACAUGAACAAAAUCUUAUUCAUUGUGAUUUUCAUGAUGGAAAUAUUUUAAAUCAUGAAGAUAAAAGUGAGGACAAACUUUAUGUUUGUGAUUUAGGAUUGUGUCGACCUGUAAAAUCAUUUUUGAAAAAGGAUGAUAUUUUUGGAGUUAUAUCAUUUAUGCCACCUGAAGUUUUUAGAGGCAAAUCUUAUACUCCAGCUAGUGAUGUAUACAGUUUUUCUAUGAUUAUGUGGGAAUUUACAUCUGGAGUACCACCAUUUAAUGACAGAGCACAUGAUCUUCAACUUAGUUUAAGUAUUUGUGAAGGUGAACGUCCAGAAAUUAUUGAAAAUACUCCACAAUGUUAUGUAGAAUUGAUGAAAAAAUGCUGGGAUGGAGAUCCAUUGAAAAGACCAUCUUCUAAAGAAGUGUUAAAUAUUAUUGGAGAAUGGAUUUUUAUUCCUAAUGAUAAUGAAUCUGUUAAGAAUUUUGAAGAUGAUAUUAAUGAAGAAUUAAAAUGCAAUAUUAUGGAAUUUAUAAAUGCACCAAUUGGGCGUAACAAUCUUACUAUUGAAUCUCACCCACAAGCACGUUGUACAAGUCGAUUACUUGAUUUUAAUAGUAAAAAAUUGAAUGAAAUUCUUGAAAGUAAUGAUUUACAAGCUUAUCAUUCAAAUUAUCCUGCUGCUAGUGUGACUGAAGAUUUGGAUGAUUGUAUAAUUUGA
Rhizophagus irregularis DAOM 181602=DAOM 197198 is the source of this 816-nucleotide messenger RNA. Lineage: Eukaryota; Fungi; Glomeromycota; Glomeromycetes; Glomerales; Glomeraceae. The record is from RefSeq and is a predicted model, not a curated record.